CGGCGCCCCGCCCCGCCCCUCCGGGGACUGACCUGCCGGAGCGCCGGGCCGGUGACGUCAGCCCGCCGUGACGCGCGCUGUGGGAUAACUAAUUCAUCAAAAAGAUUCAUCCUGUGCCUUAUGACUCUGCAGGAACCUUGGGAAAGAGUGGACCCUGACAGGAUAGACCACCUAUGUGAGAAUUGGCUGGCGGGCUCUCCAAAAAGUCGGAAAGAAUUGUGGAUUUCAGCAAUCUUAUUGAAGAAAAGGAUCUGAAACAAGAAGCUUGAGACGAUCAACCACCUAAAUAGCCUUGUUUGCAUACAGGUUCAAAGAUGAAGAUCUAAGAUUUCAAGCGCCAGUCUCUCCAAGGGCUAGUUCACCAGGAAGGAAGGAGGAUCUUGGACUUUCCUUGGUACCAUGAAUGCUGUUACCAAAAACCUUCCCAGGAAACAUUGACUUUGCUUGUUUCUAAGUAAACCAAAUCAAACAGAGCUACAUAGUUUGUGAGUUGCAGUUGUGGGUUGAGACGUCAACUGAAGAAGAGUACAGAAUGAGUCUCCCUUGUUAAAAAAAAAAAAAAAUCCAUAAAACGAGAUUUUUAAGGAUUUGGAAAUAUUUACAUAUACAUAAUGAGGCAUUCUGGGGAUAGGACUGAAGCCUGAACAUGAAAUUCAUUUAUAUUUCCUAUGUACCUUUUAAAAAUAGCCUAAAGGUGAUUUUCUACAGUAUUUUUGGUCUACCUAUGUGUUGACUUUGGCCUGUUGUCACAUGUCAGGUAUGGCAUUUUCCACUUGUGGCAUGUCAGCAUUCAAAAUGAUUUGGAUUUUGGAGUAUAUCAAGUUUUUGGAUUAGGGGUGCUCAACCUGUACUAUGUUGUUUUUUCCAGAUGUAAAGAGGUUCGCCAUCUAAACAGUUUUCCACUGGCUAAGCCCUGCUAUUUCUGUUCUUGACCUCUGUGGUUGGUGGCAGCAGAUGAGAGAAGUGACGUGUGUGAUAAGUUUAUCUGCACAAGAACCACGGCAUACUUGGGUACUUGCAGCCAGGGCACUGGAGGUCCAGGCCAUGCGUGAGGUUCCUCGGCUGGAUUGCCCUGGGAAUCCCAGCUCACACUCACAUCAUUCCCACAUGGAUGAGGCACAGAGAAUCAAGGCAGUGCUGUUGACAUUCCUGAAUAGACAUGAGGAGGAUGAAGAUGGCCCUGAUGCUCACUUCUUAAAGGAGAAGUGGUGUAAAAUGCUUGAAUUGGACCUGAAAGGGAAUGGAUUGUAAAAUAAGGAAUUGUCUACAUCCCAAAAGGGAUAGAAAAAUAAGAAUUUUUAAGUUUAUGAGAAACCAGUGUUUACUCUUGAAAGGAGGUGGAGUUAGCAGUGGCCCCCAGUGUAGAAGUCCACCAUGAAGGGUACUAAGGAAUAGGAACGUGGGGGUGAACACCUUGAUAAAGCAGAAGAAAGGCUUGAGAAAGAAGAAAAUUCAACUAAGAAAUGUAUAGGAAGAUGGUUAAGGCAAAGCGUACAAAUAAAAGUCUUUAAGGAGUAGAAGCCAAAAGUGAAGCCAGCAGAGGCAAGCAGAUACCAAAGUUGGAGAGGCUGCUUUUUGGGAUCAGAGUGAUGAUGCGAAAUUUGCCAUACCUUCAGAAAGACAGGAGUCUGAAGAGUCAGACAGUGAUGAUAAGAAAAUAAAGUUAGUGAUGCCCAGAGGAUGAAGAGCGGGAACAACGUGGAAGUGGGAAAUGCGAGACUCUGACGUCAUACGUUGCAACAGAAGGAAGGCAGAGUGGAGAGCCUUUGAGUCUUUGGAAACAGGCCUGCCUUUAGCACAAGUCGAAGGGCGUGUAUUACAUCUGCUGAGAAGUCAGAAUUCAAUGCUUCCUGCCCCUCUCUUCCUGGAAACCUGUGGUCGUGACUAUGUGGACAAGAAGUGAGAAAAGAGUUGACUUUGGAGCAGUUGAGAUUUAAAUGUGCGUGAGUGGCGACAAGCAAAUCCUCAGUUGAUGAAACACAAGAAGCCUUCGACAGCAGAAAGCAAGUAAAAGCCAUCGUUUUCUGCAGAGUCCACGGGUGCUUAUAUUCUCCCAUGUGGUUUCUGCUUAUAAUCACAUGGAACUUUCUAGUUAAGAGCCAGGGAAGUUCCUGUUGAAGUGCAGUACGACAGAAUGCAGAAUCCUCCGUCGGUGCCACCCAAGGAGCAAGGAGAUGCUUCCGUGGUCCCGGGGCCCAGUGAGGAACAGCUGAUUCAGCAAGCGUCCGGCUCCCCAGGGAAGGCAGCGUGCGCAGGUUGCUGCUGUCGUCAAGACGUGACUGCUCCGCACUUGGCCUUGGGAGGUGAAUCCAGCACCCCUUCUGGGCCUGCACACAGCGGGAAAGGAUGGAAGAGCAAGAGGCAGUUCAGGACCAUCGCCCCGAAAAUUGUGCCCCGCAUCCUACCGCCCCGGGUGCUGCCGUGCCAGCCGCCAGCGCUCUCAGAUCAGGCGGGGCAGGGGCCGGCCGGCACCACCAGGCCGCUGGGGCUGCCCGCCCAGAACUACGCCCUGAUGCAGGUGGCUGGCCAAGAGGGGACGUUUUCGCUCGUCGCCUUGCCCCACGUCGCUGCGGCUCAGCCAGUGCAGAAACCCAGGCUGCCUGGGAACCUGAAGCUGCCCAUCCCGCGGUAUCAGUCCCCAGGGAGCAACAAAGGCUCCAGCAGGAAGCCCCUCCCCAGCUUUCCUGAGGGCGCCUGGGGCAAGACGCAGACCUGUCCUCAGAGGUCGCCGUCCCCACCUGCCCAGAACCCCGAGCUGCCACACCAGCCCAGUCCACCGGAGCAGGCGGCUUCACCACACCAAGCCCCAGCCGGCAGCAUCGGCGCAGCCACGCCGACCAGUAGGGGCAGCCGUGGCGACUCCAGACCUCCAGGGACCAGCAAGCAUCCUGGCACCCCAGCCCUCUCCUCUCCAGCGGGGCCCUCUGCUGAGCAGGGCCUCCGCAAGACCCCAAGGAAAACAAACUUUGCGAGCAGGAAGGCAUCCGCCAAAGCUCCUGCCGUCGCCAGUGACAAACACAAAGCGCCGGGUGAUCUUGCAAAAGCCGUGGCCAGUCCAGCGCCGGCCGUGCUGGGCAGUGCCGUGCAGUGGAUCUCAGUGCCCAGGGGCAAGCUGCCAAUCUCAAGAGCGAGGACAGCAGAGGUCUUCAAACUGGUCUCGGAGGCCAGCCCUGUAGAGUGUCCUUUCCCGAGGCCCGGGGCCAGCUGUGAGCAGCCAGCCUCCAUCCCAGAAGGCUCUGGUGCAGCUGCCCAAAUGGCAGUCGGCAAGACCCCUGGCCCCCAGGCAUCCAGGCUGAGCCCUUGUGAGAGAGCCUUCUGUCCAGCCACCAAACCGGACGUCCACCACAAAACCAGACCGAACGGCAGGGCAGCAAAGGGAAGAGCCAAAAAGCGAAAGGCACCAGACGACGUUCUGGCAUUUCAGGGGAAGAGACGCAAAGGCGCUGUGAGUAAGUGCAGAGAUGCCAAGGAGAGAGUUAAGCACAGCCCCCAGGAAUCCAGAGACCAGAAGCCCGGAGCUGUGAAAAAAUACCGGAGUAUUAUGCCCAAACCUGUCCUCGCCGUGCCCACCCUGGCCCCCCUGGCUGCUUCUGUUGCCCUCCUGCCAUCCCAGACCCCCAGCAGCCUCGGGCAAGACCUUGGCCCCCUUGCCAAACGUCUCGGCUGCAAGCAGGACCGGGGCCCCUCCCCGAAGCCCGGCCCGGGGCUGCGCAAUGGCUUCUGCGGCCUGAAGAAGCCUUGGCACCGGUGCCACGUGUGCAGCCGCCACUUCCAGUUCAAACAGCACCUUCGCGACCACAUGAGCACGCACGCGGACGCACGGCCCUACAGCUGCCGCGUGUGUCGUAAGGCCUACGUCCGCGCGGGCAGCCUGAGCACGCAUAUGAAGCUUCAGCACGCCGAGAGCCGUCCGAAGAAGCUCGUGUGCUGCGAGUUUUGCGCCAAAGUGUUCGGCCACGUGCGGGUCUACUUGGGGCACCUGAAGGAGGUGCACAGGGUCGUGAUCAGCACCGAGCCCGCCCCCAGUGAGCCACAGCCCGGGAUGACGGCCAAGAGCAGAGCCCGGGACGCCAGCGUAUGCGGGAGGGCGGCAUCGCCCGACAGGGAGGGCAAGCCCGGCCUGGAAGAAGACUUCCUUCUGAACCAGGCGGAGGAAGUCAGACUGCAGAUCAAGUGCGGCCGUUGUCAGAUCACCGCCCAGUCUUUCGCCGACAUAAAGUUUCAUUUACUUUAUGCUCACGGAGAGGAAAUUCAAGGCAGGCUCCAAGAAGAGCUCGUGGCGGGAGGCAAAGGGGCCGGAGAAGAACUGGCCAAACAGCAGGCCACUCCCGACUGGACGCCGGGGCCCCAGAGGAUGGAGCUGGCCGGGGAAGAGCUGCGCGCCUGUCCCAAACUCAACGGGCAGCUCUACCCGCAUCAUCCGCUCGGGGCGGAGACCCUCGUGGGAAAGGAGGGGACGCUCGAGCCGGAGGCAGACCCUCGGGGCGCGGAGGGUGCCGGGCCCCACUCUGUUCCACUGUGGUCUCGCGCGGGCUUCCACUGCGUCCUGUGCGCCCAGACGCUGGGGCGGAAGGAGGAGCUGCUCUCGCACUGGGCGCGCCAGCACAGCUGCCAGGACCCUGGCAGACUCUGGGCGGUUUUGCAGGCGUCCGCGAGGCAGGGCGUGAUCCAGCUCUGCAGCGACGCGACACAGUGCAGUGCCCCCGAGCUCCCCGCUCCCUAAGGAGGGAAACCCAGACAAGUCAGGGUCAGCAGCGGGGACGGACAGAGGUGAUCCAUUUUGUACACAGUUUUAUUUUCUUAUGAAAUAAAAUAUA
Messenger RNA from Lepus europaeus (European hare), 4817 nucleotides. It is a transcript of the gene ZNF438, whose product is annotated as zinc finger protein 438. Gene Ontology annotation, molecular function: DNA-binding transcription factor activity, RNA polymerase II-specific; sequence-specific DNA binding. Gene Ontology annotation, cellular component: nucleus. The record is from RefSeq and is a predicted model, not a curated record. Gene Ontology annotation, biological process: regulation of transcription by RNA polymerase II. The transcript is spliced from 9 exons. Lineage: Eukaryota; Metazoa; Chordata; Mammalia; Lagomorpha; Leporidae. Bases 2135 to 4723 code for a protein of 862 amino acids.